AUGCCUCACUCCGUUCCUGUACCCUUCUCUGGUUUCCAGGCCAUUAUCCUGUGUGGUCCUGGAGUUUCGCUCAAUACUUUCACAUCCAACCCUGAAGAGUUUCCCAAAGCUCUUAUACCAAUCGCCAACAGGCCGAUGGUAUGGUAUCCUCUAGACUGGUGCUAUCGAAUGGGCAUAACCAAUAUUACAUUAGUGACACCCCCGGCUAGUCAAGCUCCUCUCGAGGCAGCACUUUCGCAAAACCCACAUCUUACAUCGCUUCCUGCCCCUUCACCAUCCGUCCUUGCGCCGAGCGGGUUGACUUUGACCACCGGUACUGCAGAGUUGCUUCGCUUUCCCGAAGUACAAUCAGCUAUAAAAUCAAACUUUAUCCUCUUACCGUGCGAUCUCAUUUGCGAUAUACCGGGAGAGUCCCUCCUCGAAUCAUGGAUGGUAUCUCAAGCUUCUCUCAGCGGAUCGGGGCAAGAACAAAGCUUAAAACACGGGGGUAAUAUCAAAUUCUCAGAUGUCCGCGGCGAAAAUGCAGGACGUAGAGGUGGUCUUGGAGUAUGGUAUCAGACACGCGACAAAGAAGAAAGCGUCAAGGGAGAAGUCGCAGAUUUCGUUGCGACUGCUGCGUUGGAUCAGAAUGAGGCUCCGGCUGUAUACCCUCCCGUUGACGGGCCUGGGUCCAUACGGUACAAUCUGUCGAAACUGGUAUAUGCUAUGCCGAUGGAUUCUCUAAAAGAAAAAAUGGAAGAGGAGAAGGGGCUUUUGAUCAGACAUUCGCUUGUCAACAAGCAUGCGCGGAUAAAACUGUUGACUACGUAUCGUGAUGCGCACAUUUACGUGUUUCCUUACUGGGUCAAGGAGUUGGCAAGGAGAAACGAAAAGUUUCAAAGCAUAAGUGAGGAUUUGGUCGGUUGGUGGGCAAAAGCAGAGUGGCAGAAGGGACUAGGCGAGAAGCUGGGUCUGAGGGAGAUUUUUGAAGAAGCCAACAACGCAGCAGACAACGCGAGUCAUGACGGCGAUGAGGUCGAAGAUGAAGUUGACUUGCGAGCAAUGAGCACGACCAAAGCUAGCACUGGAGAGUUGCAAAACACAGGUCUCACCGGCGUAUUGACUAGGCCACGCUUGGCAUCGCGAGUCAACACCAUGGCCUCUGAAGCCGAUUUCGACAGCGCCGUAGCAGCUCAAAACAAGAACUCGAAAUUAGCCGUUCCGCCAAUCUUUGCCUACAUCCACUCUUCACUACCCUCUGCACCAUUAGUACGACGCGUCGACAGCUCAGCGCUUUUGCUAUCUGUGUCUCUAAAACUAGCAAAACUGGACGCAAUUGAAGAAGUCGGCCGCCCCAACUCAUCCCCAUUUGCGCACACCGCCAAAGUCGCGUACCCAGCCGGCAUCGCUCAACGCUGCACAGUAACACGACAAGACUGCCUGCUCGCGGAGAACGUGACCGUGGAAGAGAAAUGCGUUAUCAAGGAAAGCGUCAUCGGCGCAAACUGCCACAUUGCGUCCGGCGCGCGCCUAACGCGCUGCGUCGUGAUGGCAGGCGCAGUGAUCGGUCCGAGGUCAGUUCUGACGGGCUGCGUGAUUGGGAAUCGAUCCAAGAUUGGACGCGAAUGCAAUCUCAAGGAUUGCGAGGUCCAGGAUGGGAAUGCGGUGCCUGAUGAGACGGAUGCGAAGAAUGAGAAGUUUAUGGUGUUUGAGGGUCUUGAUACUGAGGAUGGAGAUGGGGAAGGGAUGAGCGUGGAUGACGAAAUGGGCGCUGGUGCCGAUGAUGGGGAUGCGAAUUUAGGCUUUUAG
Messenger RNA from Talaromyces amestolkiae, 1788 nucleotides. RefSeq lists its product as uncharacterized. The record is from RefSeq and is a predicted model, not a curated record. Lineage: Eukaryota; Fungi; Ascomycota; Eurotiomycetes; Eurotiales; Trichocomaceae. Gene Ontology annotation, cellular component: guanyl-nucleotide exchange factor complex; eukaryotic translation initiation factor 2B complex. The transcript has 2 exons. Gene Ontology annotation, biological process: cytoplasmic translational initiation. Gene Ontology annotation, molecular function: guanyl-nucleotide exchange factor activity; translation initiation factor activity. Bases 1 to 1788 code for a protein of 595 amino acids.